Penicillium subrubescens is the source of this 987-nucleotide messenger RNA. Its product is annotated as ankyrin repeat domain-containing protein. Lineage: Eukaryota; Fungi; Ascomycota; Eurotiomycetes; Eurotiales; Aspergillaceae. Gene Ontology annotation, biological process: positive regulation of transcription by RNA polymerase II. Gene Ontology annotation, cellular component: nucleus. The record is from RefSeq and is a predicted model, not a curated record. The transcript has a single exon. The coding region runs from base 1 to 987 and encodes 328 amino acids. Gene Ontology annotation, molecular function: protein binding; transcription cis-regulatory region binding.
AUGUCAUUACUGUCCGUACCAACUGAACUGUUGGAGUUGAUUUUAGAACAUUUGGACCGCCAAAGUGAUAUUAAUGCGCUUGUUCAAACCUGUCACCACUUUUAUGACAAUUUUAAUGGAGCCUUGUAUCGCCUGAAUGUAAAACUUUUCAGCCGUUCAGCAUUACUAUGGGCUGCACGAUUUGGACAUGAAGGCACUGCUGCAAAGUCACUCAAGGAAAGGCCAUUUGUUGAAAUCUAUGAUGAGAACGGGUUAACUCCGCUGCUCCUGGCUAUAAACUCUAACUGCGAGAGUAUUUUCCGCCGGCUACUCAUGCUGACGGGGCUUGAUCUCGAGGCUAAAGGUUGGGUUCGCCGGACACCCUUGGCUACUGCAGCUUCGCUCGGACGUCAAGAAAUGGUUAAGCUGCUCCUUGAGAAGGGUGCCGACCUUGAAAGCCGGGACCAAGAUUGCCAAACCCCCUUAAUCUUGGCAGCAGUGGAUGGCCAUGAAGAAAUUGUGAAACUAUUACUUGAUAAUGGCGCCUCUCUCGAGUGCAAGGAUAUACUCGGUCAAACGGCAGUUUCAUGGGCUGCUGAGCGUGGCCAUGCAAAGACUGUUGAACUGUUGCUGGUAAAGGGCGCGGUUCCAGAUUCUUCAGAUAAUUAUGGCCGGACUCCGUUAUCAUUUGCUGCAAAAAAUGGGCAUGAUACAGUGGCAAAGCUGUUACUCGAAGCGGGGGCUGACCCUAAUUCCAAGACUAUGGAUGGGAACACUCCACUGAUUUACGCAGCUAUGUAUUCAAGAGAAGCUGUGGCUGUGAUUAGGCUACUGCUUGAGGCAGGAAGCGAUCCAACAAUCAUGAACAAUGGCGGCCUUACUGCAGUCCUUUUGGCCAGUACAGAUUGGGGAACUAAAGAUCCGAACAUUGUUGUGGUUAAUCUAUUACUUCAGGAGACCACUAGAUGGAUGCGUGCUCGGGCAGCCUACUACAACUGUAGCUGGUGA